AUGUUCUGUGCCAUCAGCGGGAAGCCUUUGAAAAAGCCGGUCUUCUCUCCAAAGUCGAAAUGUGUCUUUGAAAAAUCUCUGAUAGAAAGUUAUGUCCUGCAAAAUGGUCAGGAUCCCAUUAACAAGGAACCGUUAAGCGUGGAUGAACUAGUGGAGAUCGCACAGACCCCGGAACAAUAUGCAAUGUCGAACUCAGUCAAUUCUCCCACGUUAAAAGCAAAUUAUAGCAUCCCAAACUUGCUGUCGUCUUUACAGGAUGAGUGGGACGCUGUAAUGCUGGAGAAUUUUCAGCUCAGACAGCAGUUGGAUGCCAGUAAAGUCGAGCUUUCAACGGCACUGUAUAAGUUUGAUGCGGCUAUGAACGUUGCUACCCGAGCGACACUGGAAACCGAAAAAUUGAAACAGGAGCUAAGCAUUUUAUCCCAGAAUCUGGCGCCAGCUCAGACUGAAGAAUCUGAUGUUAUGGAACAAGAGAUAUCGACCGUUGUUUCCUCGGAAACAAUCCAGAAAAUGAUUCAAAAAUCGCAGGAUUUCGCUAAAGACAGCCGGAAAAAUAAAUUCCGUCCACUGCCGUGUUCCAAAGUAUCAACUGAGGUUGAGGUGCUAGCUGAAGUAACUCCAAAUACUGAGAUGACAUCGGCAUAUGUCGACGGCAAUAUAGCCAGAGGGAAGCUUGUGCUAUUUUACAAUCUCGAGGGGUCUUGCAAAAUAGUAUCUGCAUUAAAAUAUGAGACUGGAACAAUAUAUACGGUUCUUCCAGAGAGUGACUCUAUUAGCUUUGCCGAACCUUUGAAUGAAACGCAAGUACUUUUUGGGACUAAAAUGGGUGCACAUGGUAUUUAUGAUCUGUCACAACAGCAAACGAUCAAUAGUCUACGAUUUAAUGAGGGGAGAGAGAUUAUCAUGGCAUCCUGGGUGAAAGAGGUUUCUGACCAUGCUUACGUAGUGGUUGACUCAAGUGGUGCAAUUGCGUUGGCGGAUGUGGAACAAAACUGUGACUUGGACUUUCGCGCAAAUGAAUUUCCCACCUACUACGCUCAUUUGCACAAAGAUGGUCUCUUGCUACUUCAAGGUAACGAUGAGAAGUUGAUUGUCCAAACUCUAUCCGAUUUGCAAAAACCGGCUAUUGAGUUUGACCAUGACAUCGAGUCGGAAGGACCAAUUCGAUCCGCCAGAUUUGCAUCAAACGGUUAUUGGCUGGUUCUCGCCACACAAAAAAUGAUCAAAGUAUUCGAUUUGAGGAAAAAGCCCAACACGCUCGCGUUAGAGGCAUUAGUCUUUGAAAAUGAGGAUCUAGUGUCGUGGGAUCUCGAUCCAAGCAUGAAGUCAUUGUUUGUGGUUGUUGAAAGUGGUGGUCUCAGUAGAGUUGAAUUUUACAGUUUUGACAAAUCAGCAAAGAGGUGGGUCCAAAAGCCAGAGUUCACCUAUUCUUCCAAGAAUGUUCAAGAUUUGACGUAUGUUUGGGACUCGCAGUCUGGUUUCAUCAAGGCUUUAGCGGAAAACGAAAUAAUUAGCCUUAAAUUGGACUAG
This is a messenger RNA of Lachancea meyersii CBS 8951, 1530 nucleotides long. The record is from the annotation of a GenBank genome assembly. NCBI's taxonomy places the organism in Eukaryota, Fungi, Ascomycota, Saccharomycetes, Saccharomycetales, Saccharomycetaceae.